Molecule: messenger RNA, 3444 nt
Organism: Mauremys mutica (yellowpond turtle)
Lineage: Eukaryota; Metazoa; Chordata; Testudines; Geoemydidae
Gene: SFXN2
Product: sideroflexin 2
Exons: 12
Coding region: 174-1139 (321 amino acids)
Biological process (GO): serine import into mitochondrion; monoatomic ion transport
Cellular component (GO): mitochondrial inner membrane
Molecular function (GO): monoatomic ion transmembrane transporter activity
Source: RefSeq, a predicted model, not a curated record
AACCCCCUUGGCUCCCGUCCCAGGCCCUGUGCUGAUGCUGGCAACGUGGGGGAGGCCGGCUCUGAUUGGCUGACAAGGGCCACGCGUUAGGGAGCGGGGCGGCGAAAUCCACGUGGGCCGGACAGAGGGAGCGGGGCUCUUGCCUGGGGCAGUGGCAGAUCCCCGCUAAAACGAUGAUCAGGCUGACCAAUUUUAGCAUUGACGCCCCGCGCUGGGACCAGAACACUUUUCUGGGGCGCCUAAAGCAUUUCUUCAACAUCACAGACCCGCGGACGGUGCUGGUGUCUGAACAUGAGCUGGACCGGGCUAAGGCGCUGGUGGAAAGCUGCAGGGCUGGCCUGGUACCCCCGGGAACCAGCCAGGAACAGCUGUUCUACGCCAAGAAGCUCUACGACUCUGCAUUCCACCCAGACUCAGGCGAGAAGAUGAACCUGAUUGGGAGGAUGUCAUUUCAGGUGCCCGGGGGAAUGGCCAUCACUGGCUUCAUGCUGCAGUUUUACAGGACAGUCCCAGCAGUCGUCUUCUGGCAGUGGGUGAACCAGUCGUUCAACGCCUUGGUGAACUACACCAACAGGAACGCGGCCUGCCCCAUCUCGCUCACGCAAAUCGGAGUGGCUUACGUCACCGCCACCAGCACAGCCCUGGCGACCGCGGUGGGACUCAACCUGUACACCAAGAGAGCCCCGCCCCUCGUGGCACGCUGGGUCCCGUUCGCGGCCGUGGCUGCCGCCAACUGUGUGAACAUCCCCAUGAUGAGGCAACAGGAGCUCAUUAACGGGAUCAUGGUGACGGAUGAGAAGGACUGUGAGCUGGGCCAUUCCAGGGUCGCUGCAGUCAAGGGGAUUACCCAGGUGGUGAUCUCCAGGAUCGUCAUGGCAGCGCCUGGCAUGGUUCUUUUGCCGAUUCUCAUGGAGCGGCUGGAGAAGUUCCCCUUCAUGAAGAGAAUUCAGGUCCUCCACGCGCCUUUACAAGUGAUGCUGGCCGGGGGCUUCCUCCUGUUCAUGGUGCCGGUUGCCUGCUCGCUGUUCCCACAGAGAUGCUCGCUGGCGCUGUCUAGCCUGGAGCCGGAGCUCCGAGCCUCCAUCCAGGCCAGGCACGGGGACUGCGUGCCUUACGUCUAUUUUAACAAGGGAUUGUAAAUCGAGCCUCUACCUUGGGAGCCGUCCGCGGCCCUGCACCGCGCGCCGUAGGGCCACCUGCAGCUGCAGGGCUGUAAGCUGGAGGUGGGCUCAGGACAUACCAAUCAGACCUGGAUUUCCCCCCGCACAUCCCCUGUCGGCCAAAGUAUUGGGGGGAGGGGCAGAUCUGGGGGUGACUUCUGGCUCCUCUUUGGUUUAACCCUGUAUCUUCUGCUCCCCAAACCAGAUUUGGGGCCUACCUCUGAGUGCCUGACACCUGCUGGGGGCGCUCCAUCUGUUGCACGGGUGCUGGCCUGCUAGUGGACAGAAGCGGGAAUGUGCCCUCUUCACUGGGCACCAUAGGUCAGCAGAUCCCUGGGCCUUAGCAGCGGCUCCUCCUUGUCGCUGGCUAAUCCAGGGAAGCGCACCUCCUGCUGCCUUAACCCCUCCCCUUGGGUCUGACCUGCGGGAGGCUGCAACAGGACCUCGGCGUGCCUGGAUCCUGUUCUUUUAGGUGUUGGACUGAUGCCACCUGUUACAAAGUGCCUGAGAACUGGUCUGAUUGCUGUAGGUAUCCCAGCCCGGCCCCCCGGUGCAGAGCACGUGGCUGAAGGCUCUUGCAGUCCUGUGCCCCUCUCUCCGUGACAGAUGACUGCUCUGUUCCCCUGUUUAGACGGCUCCCUCCCCUGCCUAGCAGGAUGGGGGUAGCUGGGGUAAUACACACAUGGUGCUAUCUCUCUUCUGUUCACGGAGGCAGGAUGGGCUCUGCCAUCCCUGUUGCGGGUCAUAUCCAGUACAAUUGAUGCCUGUUUCUGUCCAGCUGUGAACUGAAUUCUGCUCUCAGUUAAACAGGUGCCAUUACUCCAGCUGCACACUAGAUUAAGUGAGGUCACUAUUUGGCCCUGGUCUUUGUUCACCUGCCUUCAGAAGGCACCAGCCUCUUCUGACUAAAUAACUAAUUAAUAACCAAAUGUGGUUGCAGUCUUGAAAAACAGCCAGGGCCUUUCUGUAACCAGGUAGGGCCAGGUUGUCGGCAUUUGAGCAGUGCAAACAGGAAACCGCACAUGCAGAUUGAGCACUUGCAUGCACCAGGACCAGUGUGUUUUGAAAACGUGUCCCUCACCCUCAAGUAUUUCAGGUCCCAGAUUUGUCUUGCUUUGCAGUCCAUGCAAUGGAGUGCGAAAUGCCCUGAUGUUCUUAUGCUCUCUCUCUUUUUAAAUCCACCGUACCAUUGCCUGUAAUUGAAGAACAGACGAUCACCACUGUUUUUGUGUAGGUCCUACCCACCACUCAACACAAGCUACUCUUGGAGCUGUGCUGGCAUCAGUGCAACUGGGCCACCGAGUGGGGACAAGGGGGGAUCUCUGUAGAUUUCAGCCUCCUUUAAGGUGAGGGAGGAAAACUUCCUGAUUCACUAGAAACCUGUUGGGCAAGGAAAUGUUAGUUGUAAGUGUUUGAGUGGGAGAAGUUGUUACAAACAGCGGAUACAGGGGUGGGAAAUAAAAUCUGAGGAUUUUUAAAACUGUCGCCGCUGCCGCUGUUGUGUUUUAUGUGGACACUUGCUUUAAAGAGCCUGCGAGGGACGUCUCUGUGUAUUUGUGAUGGCUGCUGAUAUUUGCAGCCUGAACGACCUUGCGGUUUGGAGCAUUUUGAGGAUCUGAAUGUUGGGAGUCCAAAUUCUGCCCUCGUAUGAGCACACGAGGUCACUCCCUGCACAAUUCUCAGGUUCCAAUUUGGUCUGUGCUAAGCCGAUAGAAUUACUGACUGGGUGACAUUUUGAUCGUGCUUCCCAGCCGAAGCACUUUACUAACGGAUAUACAAAGUCGUCCAUGAGUGUGUGUCUAUAUCCUUAAGUUUCACUUCACCCAGCACUGAAAUGCAGUCACCUCUGGGGUGGAACGUGGCAGCUGGUUAGUAGCAAAUAGCAGCCCUGCACACCGUUUUAGGACAGGAACUGAAGAGACACCUGUCAACUUCCCCAGGUGGAAUUCAGCACCAGUUUUAGCAACUGGCUGAGACCUUGUCUGCACUAGGACUCCUCUGCUAAGAUUUCCAUUGUAUUGCCAUUUAUUAUUCCUAUUUCCAUAGGGGCUAGGAGCUCCAAAUGUGGACCAGCACGCCUGUGUGCUAGGUGCUGUACAGCCACAGACUAAAAAGUCCAUGCUGCCCUCUAGUGAUGCAAUGCAAUAAGCGUAUGGUUAUAAUUAAAACAUUUUAGUUUGUCCUCCAACAUUAGAUGAAAUUAAUAGAUGCCGUUUUCGUUCUCUUCCCUCAACCCGGAAUGGCAUUACUGGGCAGAGUUAAGGUUGCUUGGGGUCCCUAACUU